AGAGGUGAAUGCGUUUCCUCGGUGCACAGACGCUCGCCCCAUCCCUUGCCACUGCCUUCCCAUCUCUUCUCCCACCGCCCAGCUGCUCCUUCUUUCCUGCAUCCUCUCUGCUCCCCUUUAUUUCCACCCCCGCCCUCGCGGCUGGGCGCUCCCUCCUCCUCCCCCACGCGCCUGUAUUUGGAGCUCCCGGAAGCCGCCGGCGACUCUCCCCAGGAGCAGCGUGACCAACACCGACUCCGGUUCAGGGGGAGGCGGAGGAAGCGCAGGGCCGGCGGGAGGAGGGCGCGAGUGGUCGCAGCCUGCUUUGCAUCGCCGAGGCCGGACCCCGGGCGCCGCAGCAGUUUCUACAACUCUAGUAAGAACUACUGCUUUUCAGUUACUUCAAGGAUAUUAACUUCAUCCCCUCAACCUCAGUUAAAAUGAAUGGCGGACAUGCUGGGGCUUGUGGAGAGACUUGAACGCGCCGUCAGCCGGCUGGAGGGGCUGUCUGCAGGUUCACAUGGGCCUCCUGGGGACUGUGGAGAAGUUAAUGGUGUCAAUGGAGGUGUGGCACCAUCAGUGGAAGCCUUUGAUAAACUGAUGAACGGUAUGGUGGCCGAGUUCUUAAAGAACAGCAGGGUCCUUGCCGGUGAUGUGGAGACUCACGCGGAAAUGGUCCAUGGCGCUUUCCAGGCUCAGCGGGCUUUCCUUCUCGUGGCUUCUCAGUACCAACAACCCCAAGAGAAUGAGGUGACUGCCCUUCUGAAACCCAUAUCGGAGAAGAUUCAGGAAAUCCAGAGUUUCCGAGAGAGAAACCGGGGGAGUGACAUGUUCAACCAUCUCUCCGCAGUCAGCGAGAGCAUCCCCGCCCUGGGGUGGAUAGCUGUGUCCCCCAAACCUGGUCCUUAUGUCAAGGAGAUGAAUGAUGCUGCCACCUUUUACACUAACAGGGUCUUGAAGGACUACAAACACAGUGAUUUGCACCAUGUGGAUUGGGUGAGGUCAUAUCUGAACAUCUGGAGCGAGCUGCAAGCUUACAUCAAGGAGUACCACACCACAGGCCUCACUUGGAGCAAAACAGGUCCUGUGGCAUCCACAGUGUCAGCGCUUUCUGUCCUCUCCUCUGGACCUGGUCUUCCACCACCCCCUCCACCACCACCCCCCCCAGGGCCACCUCCACUUUUCGAGAAUGAAGGCAGAAACGAGGAGUCCUCGCCCUCUCGCUCAGCUCUGUUUGCCCAACUUAACCAGGGAGAAGCGAUCACAAAGGGGCUCCGGCAUGUCACAGAUGACCAGAAGACGUACAAGAACCCCAGCCUGCGGGCUCAAGGACAAAUUCCAUCUCCAACCAAAACCCAUACUCCAAGCCCCACAUCUCCCAAAUCUCAUUCUCCUCAGAAACACGCUCCAGUGUUCGAGCUGGAAGGGAAGAAAUGGAGGGUGGAAUACCAGGAGGACAGGAAUGACCUUGUCAUUUCAGAGACUGAACUAAAACAAGUGGCUUACAUUUUCAAAUGUGACAAAUCUACUGUCCAGAUAAAAGGGAAAAUAAAUUCCAUUACUGUCGAUAACUGCAAGAAAUUUGGCCUUGUGUUUGACAAUGUGGUGGGCAUUGUAGAAGUGAUUAAUUCCAGGGACAUUCAGAUCCAGGUAAUGGGGAGAGUGCCAACAAUUUCCAUUAAUAAGACAGAAGGGUGCCACCUGUAUCUCAGCAAAGACGCGCUGGACUGUGAGAUCGUGAGCGCCAAGUCAUCUGAGAUGAAUGUCCUAGUCCCUCAGGAUGACGAUUAUAGAGAGUUUCCUGUUCCUGAGCAAUUCAAGACAAUCUGGGAUGGAUCCAAGCUAGUCACUGAACCAGCAGAAAUCAUGGCCUAAGGUCCAGAGAUGCCCCUUCCCCGAGUCUCCUCUAUCAAACAGAAGCAAGCAGCCUAAGGAGCUAGGUGUUGCCAUAGCCUCCGUUUCAGCCUCCCACAGUUCUGUGCUGUGGAAAUAGCAUUUCCGGCCUUCGUGAGCGUUUUGAAAUAUUUAACAUUUCUUCAUGAUUUGUUUGUGGUUUUUAGUUCCACAUGAUAAUUUGUGAGCACUACGGAUUUAAAAAAGAUUCUGUUCCCCUCAUGUCAUAUACACUGUAACUGACAGGUAAAAAUACUGCACAGUUUACAUCUGCACUUAGAUUUAAUUGCUAGUCAAAAAAUGGACCCUUAGAGAAUGUGUAUGUGUUUUUACCAUUUAGACAAUUUUAAUAUGGUGGAAUAGUCUUGUGCCCUGAAAAAUAAGAUUCUUUUUCUUAUUUUUACUACAUGUUUGCCUUUAGCAGCAUGGAUAUUCUGUCAGCAUGAAUACAUACUUCAAUCUAUGUUUUUCCAAAAACACAAGAAAAUUCUAUAUAAGGACCAAACUCAGUUUCUUGGUCCUUGACAGACCUGUAUACCCUUCACAGUUGGUGAUAAACAAAAAACAAAUUCUAUUUAUUCAUCUUAAAUAUUUUUCAGCUGCAUCGCUUGAAAACUCUUACUUUUCUGCAUAGCCCUAUGCCAAAAAGUCAGUGGGAGGAAGCAGUCAUGGGUUUUUUGUGGUGAUGGUAGUGGUGUGUUGGGGAAGAGCUUUUUUUGAGACAGGGUCUCACUACGUAGCCCUGGAACUCAUUGUAUAGACCAGGCUAGCCUUGAACUCAGAGAUACACCUGUCUCUGCCUCCCAAGUGCUAGGAUUAAAGGUGUGCACCACCACGCCUGACCAGUUGUGGGCGGGACUAUAUAAUACCUCACAAUUUUGCUCCAAGAAUAGCUCAACUUUUGUUUUCCAGUUCCGAGCAGGUUGCCUUCUGCAGGAGGCCUCCAAUGUUAAAUAUAGACAAAUGCUUUUGCAUUUGCCAGACUUGCUAACUAGUCUCAGAAAUGAACACGAAAAAGCCAUAGAUGCAGACUUCCACAACAUGAAGCAUCGUUUGUGGGUUUGGCUCUCCGUUCUGCUUUCCAGUCUAGAUAGUACGCGCUUUUUCAGAUUAGGCAGCUGUGUUCUUCCUUCGUCUCUUCCCAGCACACACUGCUGAGAACUCUGCAGCUUCUUGGAUCCUAUGUAACAAAGUCUAGCGCAAUGCCUGGGGAACUAAUAGGAAUACAUACAUGGUGCCUACGAGAGCCCUGGGAUCCUUCAUUUCUGUUUUUUAAAUAUACAUACAGAUAGUAUUCAGAUCACUAAUGCUUAUGUACCAAGGUUUUGCUAAAAAGUUUUGUCCUUAUGAACAAUGUUGUGGCUUUAGUAAAUAUCAUUUUUGAACUGUAAACUUAUUCUAAAUAAAGUAAACUUCUAAUUGUUUAAAUACUCAAAUGAA
Molecule: messenger RNA, 3312 nt
Organism: Nannospalax galili (Upper Galilee mountains blind mole rat)
Lineage: Eukaryota; Metazoa; Chordata; Mammalia; Rodentia; Spalacidae
Gene: Cap2
Product: cyclase associated actin cytoskeleton regulatory protein 2
Exons: 14
Coding region: 424-1854 (476 amino acids)
Biological process (GO): cytoskeleton organization; cell morphogenesis; regulation of adenylate cyclase activity
Cellular component (GO): cytoplasm
Molecular function (GO): actin binding; adenylate cyclase binding
Source: RefSeq, a predicted model, not a curated record